This is a messenger RNA of Medioppia subpectinata, 6788 nucleotides long. NCBI's taxonomy places the organism in Eukaryota, Metazoa, Arthropoda, Arachnida, Sarcoptiformes, Oppiidae. The record is from the annotation of a GenBank genome assembly.
GAAACAUCGAUACGGCCAUUGUUUGCGGCACUCAUAUGCUGUUCGAGCCAUUCGUACUGCAAGUGCAACAGGAGUCGGGUCUGUGUUCGCCCAGAGGUGUGGCCGCAGUUCUCGAUGAAAACGCCGACGGCUUUGUGAAAGGCGAGGCCGUGUGCUGUGCUUUCCUACAGCGCAGGCGCAACGCCCGUCGAGUGUACGCUCGCAUAGUGAAUGCCAAAAUGAACAUCGAUGGUAAUAAGACAACCGGUAUGUACUUCCCAUCGGCCGACGCUCAGGAGGAGCUCAUGAUUGAUACGUACAAAGAGGUCAAUGUUGACCCCCUAGAGCUCACUUAUUUUGAGGCUCACUGUACGGGAACUAAGUAUAAUGCCGGCGAUCCGCAGGAAAUAAAGGCCAUAUACAACGCCUAUGUGAAAGCUCCGGGACGUACUCAACCCCUGCCGUUAGGAGUGUUUAAAAGUAAUGUCGGCCACUCGGAGGCGGGCUCUGGUGUGUCCGCAUUGAUUAAGGCGUGUAUUGUAUACGAGAAUGAAUGCAUUCCUCCCAACCUUAAUAUGAAACAAUUGAAAGAGGAAUGUCUUCCGUAUUGUCCGCCCAUUAAGCCAAUAGUGAAGUGCACGCCCUAUAAACCAGGUUUAGCGGCAGUGAAUAACUUCGGUAUAGGGGGUGCGAACGCACACGUAUUGCUCGAACCCAACCCUAAAGUGGGAACCAGUGAUGGACUGAGAAUUGCGGAAACGAUUCCCAGAAUUGUCAACAUUUGCGGCCGAACUGAAGAUGCGAGAGUGACGAAUGACUUUUUGGCACUUUUGGCCAACGCUAUGAAAUACACGCCUAAUAUUCACUCAUCGGGAAUGCCGUUCAGAGGUUCACUUAUAAUAAAGAAAAGUUCGGAAAAUAAUAAUGAAAUUAAUUACGAAUACAAGAGACAAAUUGGUUUUCAAAAAGGCAAAAGUUUGAGACCCCUUUGGGUAAUGUUCCCGGGUUUGGGCGGUCAGUGGCCGGCAAUGGCUAAGGCUUUAAUGCCAAUCAAAGUAUUCGCCGAUAAAGUGGAAGAAUGCCAUCAAAUACUCAAAGAGUUUGGCAUUGAUUUGAAACACAUGUUAUUAUCCGAAGAAAAGACAGCGAUGUCUACAAUGACUGCGAAGUUCUGUUCGACGACUGCUAUAGAGAUAGCAUUGUUUGAAGUGAUGAAAGCGCUGGACAUCACACCCGACGGCAUAAUUGGCCACUCGUUUGGAGAGAUAGCCUGUGCUUACGCUGACGGGUGUCUCGACACACGGGAAGCAAUGGUCGUCACAUCGAUUCGGGGAAUCGUUACGGAAAAUGACAAAAAUAUACCGAAAGGACUGAUGGCUGUCGUGGGGUUACCGAAGGCUGAGAUGCAAAAGUUGUGUCCAAACGGUGUUUACAUCGCCUGUAAUAACGCUAAGGAGAGUGUAGUCAUAUCGGGCCCGGAAAAGGAGAUGAGAGAAACCAUCAAAUCGUUGUCCGCGAAAAGUAUAUUUGUGCGACAAUUAGAGAGCAGUAAUAUUGCCUAUCAUUCAAAAUACAUCCAAACCUCUGCCCAACCGUUGAUCGACGCCAUCGACAAACAUAUACCGCAUCCGAAGCCGCGCUCAAAGAAAUGGUUGUCCACUUCACUCAUGACCGCUGACCCGAAGGACGAACGGUUGCGGUGCGCGUCGGGUGCCUAUUAUGCCUACAAUCUGGCCAACCCUGUUCAAUUCUAUGACCGACUCAAUGAAAUACCUGCCGAUGCAAUAGUACUAGAGUUGGGUCCGCACUCACUGUUUGGCAAAAUAUUUACCGAAACACUCAAUCAGUGCUCUUACGUAUCGCUCAUCAAAAAGGACUCAAACGACAAGAAUAUGGAUAUGUUUUUGUCGGGUUUGGCCACACUAUACGAGUUGGGCGUUAAUAUGUCGGUCGAUAAGCUAUACCCGUGUGUCGAGUGGCCGGUCGUGAGGGAUACGCAAGCGAUAAACUCGCUGAUCAAAUGGGACCACAGCUCACAUAUUCACACACCUCUAUAUCCGGAGCGCUAUAGCCGUACAAACGCUGCGGACAUGAAUGUGAACAUCAAUUGUCGCCUUCAGGAGGACUCGUUUUAUUUGGACCAUUGCGUCGACGGCCAGUCUAUAAUGCCGGCCACCGGCUAUCUGAUGCUGGCCUGGCGUAAACUGGCGGCGACCAUGGGCAAAUUGUGGUACAACGUGCCCGUUAUAUUCGAGAACGUACAGCUCCGGCGGGCAGUUUUUAUCAACGAUGACAAAGAUGUUAUUCUUAACGUUAAAUAUUUUCCAUUAACCGGUGACUUUGCGGUAUACGAGAAGGACAACGCGUGUGUUUCGGGCAAAAUGCGUGCGUCUGUGAGCGACGACACACUAAUCGCUCAGCACUUGCUCUACGAUAGCGAACGGCGUUUGGCGGCCGCCGAACACACCAUACAUAGGGACGACAUAUACAAAGAGUUACGUAUUAUGGGCUUCGAGUAUAAGCAGUCGUUCAAACGGCUCCGGACUGUGGGCACCAAUGACUACAACGAGUUUUACGGUGUGUGCGAAUGGGACGGCAAUUGUGUCACUUAUCUGGACGGACUGAUUCAGGUGCGCGGCCUGUCGGUGCCCUUCCGGAAGUUACUGUUACCGGUGCUCAUACGUAGGCUACGGCUCGACCCAAGAGUUAUGUUUGACGCUUUCCGUAGCCAUAGGCGCGAUGAGACGCGGGUGGAGACGACCGGCACUGAGGCGGUCACCGGUGCUGUGGAGGAGCCGACCCCUGUCAGCAUUAAUAGCGCCUAUUUUGUGCCGUCGACUGACGAACAGCAGACAAUAUCGGCGGUCGUCAACAAAGAGAAAGUCCGGUUCGACGACCGGUUCGCCCAAUACUCGGCCGAAAUGCCGUUGUAUUACAAUUCGGCGACCAAACAGUUGGUGGCGCCGGGCGUUGAACUCGAAGAGGUUAACGUGUUUCCCGCACCCCGUCGUCAGGACACCACUGCUCUCGUGUUAGACUCACAAGAGUUUUGCCCCAACGAUGACAAUCAGGCCAUCGAUGGCUGCUUAUCGGCCGCUGUGACCAAUGAAUACGAUUUGAGUAAAGAUGUUGUGAAUCAGAUCCAGAAGAAUGAGCGUAUGAUUAGAUCAUUGAUGGAAAUUGUGUGCGAAAACUAUGUAACCAUUAAUAAGAUAAAUAUCACUGAAAUUAAUCUCAACGACAGUUUUGUGGCCAAAGAUGUCGAACAGAUUUUCACACAUUUCCGAAUACUUCCCUUUGAAGUCGAUUACAAACUAAUCGUAAAAAACAAACAAUCGGUGAAUGAAUUGUAUAGAGAGAGGGCUUCUGAAUGGCAACUAAAUGAUGAAAUACCUCUAAAACCGUCGCAUUUGGUUAUAAUGAGAGACUCACAAGACUUAUGGCCAAUAGAUUUGUCUCAAUUCACACAAGACUUGUUUGACUCGAUUAAUACAAAUGGAUUUCUUGUAUCAAUAUUUCGGUAUAAGUUUACGGAACCGGAGAUUGCGUUCAUGUCUCUGAAGGGAAACACAAUUCCCAGUAAUAAUGAAUUGGAGGCAAGAAUUAAAACAUUUGAAUCGAUUGCAACUAAAACUGGAUUUAAAUUAAUCGCAACCAAAAGCGAUACAAUCGGAACCCUAUGCCUAAUGUUUAGGAAAAUCAUUCACAAACCUAUUAUACCGGAGAAACACAAUGUUAUUGACAUAAGCGGUGAUUACGAGCAAUGGUUCGGUGUAUUGCAGGAUAAGAUCAUUGACGCCAUGCGUGCGGACAAUAAAAUCAAUAACGUAUGGCUGGUGUCUAAGAACUCGUAUAUCAAUGGAAUCAUAGGUUUAAUGAAUUGUCUGCGUUUAGAACCGGGCGGAGAGAACUUCCGGUAUAUCUUCCAAAUGGACACCAAUAGUGUGACAGACAUUGACUUCAAUACUAAACCCUAUUCUGAUAUAUUGGCCAACGAUUUGGUCGCCAAUGUUAUCAAAGAGGGGAAACUGGGAACUUAUAGACAUAUUAAACUUCCCACAGAUUUUGAUAAAUGUGUUUCAAAUGAAUAUUACUUAAACUCUGGCACAACAAAAGAUUUAGCGGGACUUCAAUGGUAUGAUUCUCGGAAAUUACCCGAAAUUAAAAAGUCGUGGAAUUUUGACAAUAAAGAAAUUUUCAAAACACAAAUUAAUAUAUAUUGUGCGGGCAUUUCGUUUCAUGACGUUAUGGUCGCGUCAGGUCGUAUACCCGCGGGUCCGGAGCAGCUCUUAACCGAUUGUGUGUUGGGCUGUGAAUACGCGGGCCGUCGCGUGGAUACCGGGGAACGGGUGAUGGGUAUGGAUAUGGGCCGUGCAUUCGCCACAUCACUGAACGCCAACAUUCAUAGCAUGACUACAGUUCCCGAGCACUGGUCGAUGGCAGAGGCGGUCACUAUAUUGAGCACAUAUAGCACACUGUAUUACGCGCUCAUCAAACGGGCCAAUAUUCAACGAGGCGAGAGUGUAUUAAUUCAUUCAGCGGCGGGAGGUGUGGGUCAGGCGGCCAUCAAUAUGUGUAAGCAUUACGACUGCGAUAUCUAUACAACGGUUGGCACCGAAGAGAAGAAACAAUUUCUGAUCAAUGAAUACAAUAUACCGGAGGAGAACUAUGAGUGUGUGGCCAAUAGUGGCCGCUUUAUUGAGCUAGGUCGAUAUGACAUGAUACAAAACAAACAAAUAGGCAUGUUUGAUUUUGUGCGCGACAUUCAAUUCAUUGGUGUUGUUGUCGAUAACGUUAUGGGAAAUGACAUUAAAUUUUUUAAUGGAUUCUACGAUUGGGUUCACAAGAACUCAACGAAUGAAUGCGUAAAGCCAUUGAAUUAUACACUGUUUGAGGCCAAGGAUGCGGACAAAGCGUUCCGAUAUAUGACAACCGGUAAACAUAUGGGAAAAGUGGUCAUUAAAAUGAGAGCCGAAGAGAUGGAUAGGAGACCAUUGAUGGCCGUAAAGCCUGUCAUAAAUAUGAUGACAACGAGUAAGACAUUCUUCGAUUCAAACAAAGUCUAUAUAAUAACCGGAGGUUUGGGUGGCUUUGGUCUGGAACUGAUUCCAUGGAUGCAGUUCUUCGGCGCCCGAAUGUUUGUGACCACUUCCCGGUCCGGACUUCGCACUGAUUAUCAGAAAUAUAUUUACAAUCGUUUCAACAAAUUUUAUAAAAAUGUCAAAAUAUUUGAGUGUCAAUGGAUUGUCUCGACUGCUAAUGGCUUCACAAUUGAGGGCACAAAACAACUGCUACGAGAGGCACAAGAGUUGGGACCCAUUGGAGGGGUAUUUCAUUUGGCGAUUGAAUUAAAUGACUGUUUGUUAGAAAAGUUAACGUUUGAAAGGUUUUGCUCAUCUAUUGAUACAAAACACAAAAUAUUUGCAAAUCUGGAUCAAAUGACCCGACAAUUGGGUUAUCCAUUGGAUUAUUUCGUUAUGUUUUCGUCCAUAGCUUGUGGUAAAGGAAAUUCCGGACAAACUAAUUAUGGUUUCGGGAACUCCAUGUGUGAGCGUAUAUGUGAAGAGAGACGUAGGGAUGGUCUGCACGGACUGGCCGUACAGUACGGACCCGUCGGUGAUGUGGGAGUGUUUGAGGGCUCGGAUCAGCUCUUGGAGAUGACAACACUUAGAAAGCAAAGAAUCAAUUCGUGUUGCGAUGUUUUGGACAAACUUUUGUCUAUUAAACAGCCAGUCGUCACGUCAUAUAUUAAAGCGGAUUUCAGUACAAAGAAGUCGUCGGGCGUAAAGUCGCAUAUAAUCGCAGAGUUGUGGCGGGCGUUGGGUAUCGACCCGACAGUCACUCCCAAUCACCUGACACUCGGAGAGAUAGGACUCGAGUCGAUGUUUGCCGUAGAGUUGCAGCAGGAGUUGGAGAGGGAGUGGAAUAUUAACAUAUCGUUAAAUCAUAUAAAAAGCAUUACGAUUGGAAUGUUGAAGGACUACGAGUCGGGUAAUAUGGGUGCUGUGAAAAAGCAUCUGGAUGAGCUCAAAUUGGCCAGGUCCAAUCUGUUAAAACAGAAAUUUAUAAUACCUAUUGAAUCUCAUACCCGUCUAAACGCGGUGACCACCGGUCGACCCGUGUAUUUAAUGCCUACGAUUACUCUCAAUUUCACCAUGUUUGAUCAGUUUGUACAACGGCUUAAUCGGCCAGUGAUUGGGCUUAAUUGGACACGCGAGAUGAGCGCACUGACCACGUUUAAACAAGUCAACGAAUACUUUAUGACACUUAUGAAACAACUGGAGCCCAGGGGUGGGUACGAUGUAAUCGGCUAUUUAGACGGCGCCAUCACUGCCGGCAAACUUUUGCUGAAAGGAUGGGCGGACAAAGUGGUGAUCAUCGAUGUUAUGGCCGACGAUCGGCUCAACACAGAGUUGGAUCAGCUCACAGAUGAAGAUUUAUUGAUAUUUAUAUUUAGCUUACAGUUUAACAAAAUACCUGCACAUAUAAGGGAUAGGAUUAUAAGGGAUGUUAAGAAACAGUCGGACACCAGGGCUCGAGUCAAACGCAUGACAACUGAGUUGAUAGAGUUUGUGGGCAAAGGUCUGAUGGCGCCCGAUAUCGACGAGAUUUACCACAUUUCGUUGGCCAGACUUCGGAUGCUUUUGACGUAUAGAUCGGAGAAGACGAAGAAGUGGUCAAAUCGGCUCAAAAUGACAAUCGCUAAGAAGUGGUCUAAACGUGUGGGCAAAUUGAUCAUGAUCAAACCGGUUAUUAUGGAUGGUGUCGAUAAUAUCAAUGAAUUAGUUGUCAAAUCACGUGACGCCACC